AUGUCUGCCCGACAGCUGCGACGCCUUCAGAACCUCGUGAAGGCCUCUACAGGCGCCGAUGUCGAGGACGACGACGACGCGGAGAAGACGCGCCCCUCAACGAUGAGGAUCCCCGGGGGCGCGAGGAAAUCCGGGCGGCGGCAAAAGGCGGCGGGACAGCAGGCUCCAGUUGAAACGUGCAGCCAUCACGGCCAAGGGGAGGAAGGAGGGGCGUUGACCACCAGCGUCGACGGCAAAGCAGAUAUUCACAGGAAGACGGAGGGCCAAGGCGAACGGGCAGCGCUUGCAGGGAGGAGAGAGCCCGAGGUUGCAAUAAGCUCGAACCAGGAGGUGGAGGCGCGGGACGCCCCGGCCGCGGUGGGCGAGGUGCAAAAAAAGGAGGAGAUGAUGAGCGAGCGCCGCAGCAAGCGGCAGCGCAAUAGGAACGCGAAGGCCAAACGUCGCGAGGAAGAGCGUGAGGAAGAGUUGCUACUAGAGGCAGCACUGCGGCAACGAGAGGAGGACGCAACUGCCGGCGCUGGCGGUUUUGACACGGGCGGUAAGGAGAGUGAGGAGGCGGAUCUUCUUGAGCUUCUCUCUGCUUGCGACGUCAAAAAGCUUGAUACACGCGAAGAGCGCAUCCGUCGCUUUGGUGCAAGAGCAGUGGAGGACGUUGGUGACGGCAGGGUGCCAACGCGUCGCAGGGAAAAUAGGCCAGCCUCGCUUCUAUUUGCGGAACACGGGCAUUUUGCGCCCCGUUUUUUCCACAGCCUGCUGGCAACACCAAACCGCUAUUGCUGGCCGCAGUAUGACGGUCUCGGGGUGGCUCUCGUGGUGAAAGGGACAAAGGCAGCUAAGGAUAACCACACCUCCAAGGAGGAUAGUAACAGCAUGGUUGCCGGCCCUCUUGUAUACUACCUUGACGAUGCCACGGCCGAGACGCGUCGUGCAGACAUGGCGCUGGCGGUUUGCGGCUCACUUCACGCCGGUGUAGAAGGCAUUAUGCAAUGCCUGGCGUCUGCACCGUACCACAUCCCUACGCUUAUUAUUGCGAGCAACAUGUUUGAGACGAUGGGUAGCGUCCCGCGCGCUCAGGAGGCCAUUGAUGUUGCGCUGUAUCACGUGGGGGUAUUACUUUCGCGGUUUCCAGUUCGACAGACAGUGCGGCGACGUUGCAUGCCCUUCAGUAUUGCUUCUAAUAAACAACUUUUCCAGGUUUUGCGCUGUGGAGUGCAGCAAGCACUCAGAAAAGCGGCCACCAGGACCGCGUGGGAGAUCGCAAAACUGAUCUAUUCCCUCGAUGACACCGAUCCACUUGGGAUGCUGCUGCAACUUGACUAUUUGGCACUGCGGGCGAAGCGGUGGGCAUGGCUAGUGCAGGUGAAUUUUCUCGUGACACGUGAACUUGAGCUCGAGGCGGAUGGCAAAGCGGAUGAGUCGAAUGAUGCACGGUCCAACCGCAGACUGGCGUUGGCACUGUCAACCCUGCCCGGCUUCUAUUUCAGCGCCGCCCUCGCCAAAUACUUUCUUGAGCGCGAGGAAGCAGCAUGCGUGGGCGCUACCGGGACAACCAGGAGCAAGACCUCAAAAGUGAUACGUGAGAUGAAGUCGAUGCAACUGCAUGCCUUCCACAACACUCCACCGGCUGUAGUGAUGCUUGCGCGCGCCAUUGGUCGUUUCCCUUCCGCUGCAGUGCUACUUGUUGAGAAACUUGGAAGCCAGUCUGUGCUUCCAUCAGCUCCAGCAGCAUGGCAGGAUAUUGUGAAGGCCCACGAGACGACCACAGAGGAGCACAGUUUGCACGUGGCUAGUAUGUGGGUGGCUAGGAAUGCCGAAAUGUGGAAAGCGGCAGAGCCAAGCGCCUUUUUGCGUCAGGUGGUGCAAAACGAUGACGGUAGUUGGUUAACAUCUUGCAGUGGUGCUGGUAAUACCACCACCUCGACAGCUGCUGUUGCCGUCACAGCGGAUGCCUUGCACCCUCUCACUCCAUGGAAGCACGCACCGCUCAAGGAAGAGGACAUAUUGGGUCCAACCCUGACGGCAAUUCCGGCACACUUGCUAGACACGAACGAACUCACCGAGGAAGACUUGCGCGACGAGGCGCGGCGUGCAACAAGGCGCGAACUUGCCCCAAUGGAACAGAUCACCCUGCUGCGUUUUCAAGCUCUGUAUGGGCCCCUCUCACCACCGACGCUCUUGCCGGCUGAACAGCUCGCCAGGUAUAGCACAAGGUUUGAGGAGGAAGGUAGAGAGCGCCAGGUUGGGGAGGAUCACAAUCCCCUCCUCCUCUUCUUUCAAACGCUCCUUCCUUGGAAUAGCACGCAAGAGAUGGCACUGCGGGCGGCGUUGGAUGCUGCCGGGGUUCCUGACCCUGCCGUCAACUUGAGCCGUCGACUGCGCAUGGAAGACGAAGCCGCAGGGCAAGAGUCGUCGUACGAGUACGAGUACGGGGAGGAGGAGGAGGAAGGAGAUGGGUGGGAAACAGAGGAAAGUUGGUAUGACGAGAGAUUCUUUAUAGAAAGUGAAGAUGACGAGAACUAA
Trypanosoma conorhini is the source of this 2520-nucleotide messenger RNA. RefSeq names its product putative transcription factor 25-like. Bases 1 to 2520 code for a protein of 839 amino acids. NCBI's taxonomy places the organism in Eukaryota, Euglenozoa, Kinetoplastea, Trypanosomatida, Trypanosomatidae. The transcript has a single exon. Gene Ontology annotation, cellular component: RQC complex. The record is from RefSeq and is a predicted model, not a curated record.